UCGGGUUUUGCCGCGUAGGGUUUUGUACGCUUGCGCCUUGUUGCGUUCCGUCCUGACAAGUGACAAGUGCAACAAUGAAGAAGGGCGGCGGGGUCGUCGACGACUUCAAGGUUAUGUUCACGAGGAAGGAGUCCACCUGCGUCGCCAGGGGGAUCAUGCUACUCGUCAUCUUCACGGUGGGCAUCGUCGCCGGCCUCUGGACGGCCGCCGGGCCGCGCAAUCAGAACCAGAUAAUCUACAGGAACAUCGUGUUCCCGAGCACCGUCUACGCGGACGGCGACGACGCCGGCGGCUUCGCGGAGUUCGUGGCUCCGACGCAGCUCAUGCACGACAUGACGGAUGAGCAGCUCUUCUGGCGCGCCUCCAUGGUGCCGGUGGCCGCCGGCCCGCCGUACCCGUUCAAGCGCAUGCCCAAGGUGGCCUUCAUGUUUCUCGCGGGCCGUGGCGCCCUCCCGCUCGCGCCGCUCUGGGAGCGCUUCUUCCGCGGCCACGAGGGCCGCUUCUCCAUCUACAUCCACGCGCCGCCGGGCCUGGCCAUGAACUUCUCCACCGACUCGCCCUUCUACGGACGCCAGAUCCCAAGCCAGGAGACCCUGUGGGGAUCCAUAUCGCUCAUGGACGCCGAGAAGCGGCUGCUGGCGAACGCGCUGCUGGACUUCUCCAACGAGCGCUUCGUGCUCCUCUCCGAGAGCUGCAUCCCGGUGCAGAGCUUCCCGACGGUGCGGGACUACCUCGUCGGCUCGCGGCACAGCUUCGUGGAGGUGUACUACGUGAAGACCAAGCAGUGCCGCGGCCGGUACAGCCGCCGGAUGGCGCCGGCCAUCAGGCUGCCGCAGUGGAGGAAAGGCUCCCAGUGGUUCGAGCUCAGCCGGGACAUGGCCACCAGCGUCCUCGCCGACACCACCUACUACCCGCUCUUCAGGAAGCACUGCAGGCCAUCGUGCUACCCCGACGAGCACUACCUCCCGACCACCGUCAGCAUGCUCCAUGGCGACCGGAACGCGAACCGCACCAUCACGUUCGUCGACUGGUCCAAGGGCGGCCCCCACCCGGCCAAGUACGGCGCCAGAGACAUCACGGUGGAGCUGAUCCAGAGCAUCAGAAAGACGAGGAUCGACAGGCCCUGCUUGUACAAUUCUCGGCCGACGUCGAUGUGCUUCCUGUUUGCGAGGAAGUUCACACCUGACACUCUCGAGCCACUGCUGAAUAUCUCGUCGGCGGUCAUGGGGUACUAGCCAUCUCCGGUGCUGGCAGUGACGAGCAGGAUAAAUGCUUCCAUGUUUGUAAAUUUAGGAUCGAUACAACAACCUCUUGUAAGCUAACU
Molecule: messenger RNA, 1324 nt
Organism: Lolium rigidum
Lineage: Eukaryota; Viridiplantae; Streptophyta; Magnoliopsida; Poales; Poaceae
Product: glycosyltransferase BC10-like
Exons: 2
Coding region: 75-1235 (386 amino acids)
Cellular component (GO): membrane
Molecular function (GO): glycosyltransferase activity
Source: RefSeq, a predicted model, not a curated record